AUGACAUAUCGUAGCAAAAGGACACGAGUUGGUGCUGCUUCGGUAUCUAAUGAUGUUGCUUCAGAUGCCGCUGCAGCAACUACUUCACGUUCUCCUGCCAUGAUACCUGAGAUGAAGCCCAUGGCAUCUGCUUCAUUUUCUCCAGCUACGAUUCCACAGUCAAGAGCUACAACUUGUACUAUAUCUCAGCAAAAACUUUUAUCAUCUGCUGCCAUGAUUCCACAGUCAAGAGGAACAGCUUCUACUCUACCUCAGAAAGAUCCUUUAGCGUGUGACAUGUUACCUCCACUAAAACUCAUGGGUUCGAAUACCUCACAAGCUGCAAAAAGGACUCAUCCUCUUAUUAUUCUACAGUCAAAGACUAAUAAUUCUAAGGGUGAACUUCAGUUGAUGAGCGGUUCAAUUCAGCCCAUAGAUGUUUGGCACAGUCAUGGUGUUAGGUACCAUGUGCAAUUUAAUGAGUUCAACCAACCAAUUAGGAAAGGUGGGCAUAUCUUGGUGCGAUUUCUAGGAAGUGUAGCAAAGGAUGGGACCUAUUGUCCAAUUGGAGAAAAGAAUUGGCAUCAUGUUGACGUGAAACUCAAAACUAAGAUUGUUAUGAAGAUGAGAGAACAUUUUGUGAUUCCUGAGGAUGAGGUCUAUAAUACAUUAGCUCUGCAACGUGUUGACAAAUGUUGGAGGCACUAUAAACACUCACUUAAAUUGACAUUCUUCAAACCCAAUAAGCUCAUUGAGGAAGAACACUAUGAUAUUGUGCCUAGUGGACAUACUCGUUCUGAAUGGAAACCAUUGGUUCAGUAUUGGUUCUCACACAAAGGACAGCAAUUGUCUCAACUUGGAAAAGCGACACGAGCAGCUCAAAAUCAAGUUCAUACAUUGGGUUCUACUAGUUACGCUAAUAUACGAGUUGAUUAUGAAGAUGAGCAUGGAGAAGAAAUGAGCUUGAUUGAACUUUGGGAAGCAACUCAUAAGAGGAAGGAUGGAACCUAUCUUGGAGGCACAGACACUUCGGACUUUUUGGAGGAUGCAAAGGCAAAGGUUGAUUCAUUAAAACUUUGUAAUCCUACUAUGUCUCGUGUUGACGUUGAGAAUGAAGCCUUUCAAGCUGUCAUGAAUGGAGAUGAAGUACCUGAACGACCCCAGGGAUAUGGAUUUGGGGUGAAAAAAAGUGAUAUUCAUGGGGUGCGUGGUGAACUUAGAAAAGAAGGUUAUGGAAAACUUAAAAGGAGACAUGUGGAACUUGAAAACAUUGUGGAAACAUCUUUAUUGAAGAAGAGAAAUGAGGAACUUGAAAAACAAAACAAAGAGAUGACUAACAAGUUUGAUGAGCAUACUAAGAUGAUGAAGACCGUUGCUACACAUUUUUCUCUAGUGUUCGAUGCGGUGCGUGAUGGAAAAGCUUCUACUGAACUUAUAGAUGCUGCAAAGUCAGCUAUGCAUUUGAUUACUACAGAGGAUCAAGAUGAUGGUGAAGGAAAAGAAGCCAAGGAUCCAUUAAAUUAGUACAACUCGUAAAGUUAUUAAUGAUUGAAAAGGUCCUGUAAAAGAUAUAUUUCUUUUGUUAUGUUUUUUUUGUAAGGUUUUAAGAAGUUGAUAUA
Beta vulgaris subsp. vulgaris (sugar beet) is the source of this 1598-nucleotide messenger RNA. RefSeq lists its product as uncharacterized. Lineage: Eukaryota; Viridiplantae; Streptophyta; Magnoliopsida; Caryophyllales; Amaranthaceae. The record is from RefSeq and is a predicted model, not a curated record. Bases 1 to 1503 code for a protein of 500 amino acids. The transcript is spliced from 8 exons.